AACUCUGAAAUCAUACAACUUUCUCUCUCCUCGCAAAAUUAAUGUAUCUUCUUCUCUCUCUUCCUCCUCUUCCUUCUCUCAUUACUCUGGAAAUCGAAGCCCUAGAUCCAUUGUUUUUUUGGGUUUUAAUUCAAGUAUAAUUAGUGUUAUUAAUUUACUCCUUUACUCACCCCUAGGGUUUGAUGAUUUCAUUCAAUUCAAUUCAAUUCAAUUCAAUUUAUUCACUCAAACAUUCACUUCUUUUCUUUAAUUUAGUUUAGGGUUUUUUUUUUCCGGAAUUUGAGCCAGAUCUUGGAGCUGAAUUUUCUGGGAUUGUUUCCCUUUUCAAAAUUUGAUGAUGGGUUGUGAUUUGGCAGUGGAAGAGUAGAAUUUGGUACUGGUUUUGUGUGAAAUUGCUGGGAGUUUCCCUUAUUUGAUUUUGAUGCGAUUUUCCAGUGAGUAGUUGAAGUUUGUACUAGGAAUUGUCUUAAAUUGCUGGAAUUUCCCCCCAAUUUGAUUUGAUGGUGGGAUGCAAUUUUUCGGUUGAGAAGAAGGGAUUGGUACUGGGAAUUGAGUAAAAUUGCAGGGAUUUCACCUUUUAAAGCUUGAUGGUGGGGUGCGAUUUUGCAGUGGAGGAGUGACUGUGUGAAAUUGGGGUAGAAUGGGUUGCAUUUGUUGCAAACCAUCGGCAAUUGAGGAUGACAGUAAGGAUAGUCCAAGAGAGCGGCUUUCGAGCAAGGCGGCCGUUUCGUCAGAAGUGAGGGUUUCGUCAAGAGUAUCCUCACUGAGGAGGGAAGAUCGGAAUAAUCAUCAUCAUGAUAAUCAUAGUAAUAGCAGUAAUGGGGGUGAUGAGAAGGUAAUGUUGAUUGAUAAGCAGGUGAAUAAUGGGAGUGUUCGUUUACAAGGGGAGAGUUUCGAGCGCAAGAGGGAGAAACCUGAGUUGGUAGUUACUCAUCAUUUGGGGAGCGGGCCGAUUCCGAAACCGGUGUCGAUCGAAGGAGAGCAGGUCGCUGCUGGGUGGCCUACUUGGCUUGUUGCCGUUGCCGGGGAGGCUAUUAAAGGAUGGGUACCGCGGCGGGCUGAUUCCUUUGAGAAGCUAGAUAAGAUUGGCCAGGGCACCUACAGUAACGUCUAUAGAGCUCGGGAUCUUGAACAAAGGAAAAUUGUUGCUUUGAAGAAAGUAAGAUUUGAUAACUUGGAGCCUGAAAGUGUACGCUUCAUGGCACGAGAGAUUCACAUUCUUCGUAGACUAGACCAUCCUAAUAUAAUAAAACUGGAGGGUCUUGUUACCUCAAGGAUGUCUUGCAGCUUAUACCUCGUGUUUGAGUAUAUGGAGCAUGACCUUGCAGGGCUUGCAUCGCAUCCAGCUGUAAAGUUUACUGAACCACAGGUUAAGUGCUAUAUGCAGCAGCUGUUAUGUGGACUGGAUCACUGUCAUAGCAGGGGCGUUCUACACCGGGACAUUAAGGGAUCUAAUCUUUUAAUUGAUAACAAUGGGAUACUGAAGAUUGCAGAUUUUGGUCUAGCUAGCUUUUAUGAUCCUCAUCAAAGCCAGCCUCUAACAAGCAGAGUUGUAACUCUUUGGUAUAGGCCUCCAGAGCUUUUACUCGGUGCAACAUAUUAUGGUACAUCAGUGGACUUGUGGAGUAGCGGUUGCAUACUUGCUGAACUCUAUGCCGGCAAGCCAAUAAUGCCUGGACGAACAGAGGUGGAACAAUUACACAAAAUUUUUAAGCUUUGUGGCUCGCCUUCUGAAGAAUAUUGGAGAAAAUCAAAAUUACCGCAUGCAACAAUCUUCAAACCCCAACAACCAUAUAUUCGUCGUGUUGCAGAAACAUUUAAAGACUUUCCUGUUCCAGCUCUAGGUCUUUUGGAAAUUCUUCUUUCAGUUGAUCCUGCUGACCGUGGCUCGUCCUCUUCUGCCUUAAAGAGUGAGUUCUUUGCUAUGAAACCACUUCCUUGUGAUCCAUCAAGCUUGCCAAAAUAUCCUCCAAGCAAAGAGUUUGAUGCAAAAAUGAGAGACGAGGAGGCUAGAAGACAAGGAGCUGCUGGGAGCAGGGCCAAUAGGGGUGACCCUGAAAGAAGGGGAACAAGAGAAUCCCGAGCCAUCCCUGCACCGGAUGCCAAUGCUGAAUUAGUUGUGUCCAUGCAGAAGAGGCAAGCUCAAUCUAAUUCAAAGAGCCGAAGUGAGAAGUUCAACCCCCACCAGGAAGAGGUUGCUUCCGGCUUUCCGAUUGAACCCCCUAGAAUAUCUCAAGCAAGAGAAGAUUCUGGUAUAAGCCGGCAUGGACACCAUCAUAAGAGAGCAUCACAUUCAGGACCACUUGUUAAUCCAGCAGCAUGGGUGAAGGCUGGCAAGAACAUGGAUGAUGUUUCCAAAGUGUCAAAUGGUGCUGAAAUAUCAACACUUUCUGGUCCAAUGGCAGCAAGGAGGCUUCUUAUCUGAGGAUAGAGAGAAAAGUCUAGUUCUCUGCAAUCUGGUGCUCCGAAACUAGUAUCAAGGUUCCCUGGAUCAUUCAAAGAAGUAUCAUCAGAGUCCAUGAAAAGGCGAGAUCAAAUGCAGGGCCCUGCAAAUUCUCAUCAAAAUGAAGAUGGAAGAAGUAGCAAUAAAGAUCCUGUCUUGUAA
This is a messenger RNA of Spinacia oleracea (spinach), 2605 nucleotides long. RefSeq names its product probable serine/threonine-protein kinase At1g54610. The record is from RefSeq and is a predicted model, not a curated record. Gene Ontology annotation, molecular function: ATP binding; RNA polymerase II CTD heptapeptide repeat kinase activity. Gene Ontology annotation, biological process: protein phosphorylation; positive regulation of transcription elongation by RNA polymerase II. Gene Ontology annotation, cellular component: cyclin-dependent protein kinase holoenzyme complex; nucleus. Lineage: Eukaryota; Viridiplantae; Streptophyta; Magnoliopsida; Caryophyllales; Amaranthaceae.